Mytilinidion resinicola is the source of this 702-nucleotide messenger RNA. RefSeq lists its product as uncharacterized. Lineage: Eukaryota; Fungi; Ascomycota; Dothideomycetes; Mytilinidiales; Mytilinidiaceae. The coding region runs from base 1 to 702 and encodes 233 amino acids. The record is from RefSeq and is a predicted model, not a curated record. The transcript has 3 exons.
AUGCAUUUCUCUACCUGUACCUUUCUCCCCCUCUUCUCUACAGUCAUUCAACUUGCCUCGGCUCACUUCACGGUCGAGUACCCAUACUGGCGCGGCUCCUCUUUCGCACCAACGGCUUCUCAAUGGAUAUUUCCGUGCGCCAACGUCUCUGAAACCACUGAUAUCAACAACCGCACCGCCUGGUCCCACGAAGGCGGCUCGCUGCGUCUCCAUGCCGGCCACCACUGGGCGCUUACCUACGUGAACCUGGGAAUCGGAACCAACGUUUCCGCCUUCAACAUCAGCCUCGUCGACCACUUCAACCAGACCGGCAAUGGCACGUUCUGCCUAAAGGAGACUGGCAAGGCAAACCUAGCUGCCGGUCUAGCGGCGGCGGGUCUGGAUGCGAGCAGUGCGGAGGGAUUGGAGGCGUCUCUGCAAAUUAUCCAGAUCAGCACGACAGGGGCGGCCCUUUAUAAUUGCGCGGAUAUCAAGUUCAGCGCGACGGCUGCUCUGCUCGCGGAUGACCAAUGCACAAAUUCGACUGCUGUCGGCGGUGUCGGUAUUCUCAAUGCGGAUGCUACGGCUGCUCAGAGCCCCUCGGGGACUGCCACAGGUGGUGCUGCUGCGACAAGCACGGGUGCUGCGGCCAAUCUGGCUUACUCGAGUGCUGGUGGUGUAGUUGCGGCUGCCGUGCUCGGGGCGGGCAUGAUGAUCUUGUAG